Messenger RNA from Anopheles maculipalpis, 1559 nucleotides. Its product is annotated as UDP-glycosyltransferase UGT5-like. The record is from RefSeq and is a predicted model, not a curated record. Gene Ontology annotation, molecular function: UDP-glycosyltransferase activity. The coding region runs from base 1 to 1557 and encodes 518 amino acids. Lineage: Eukaryota; Metazoa; Arthropoda; Insecta; Diptera; Culicidae. The transcript has 3 exons.
AUGGUGAUAAGAAAGUGUUUAGUGACGCUAGUGACCUUGUGUUUUCUUGUCACUCUGUACCCACUUCAAGCAUCGGGAUAUAGAAUUUUGGGUAUCAACACCAGCCCUAGUCGCUCGCAUGUCAUCGUACAGGAUGCACUUAUGAAGGAACUUGCACGACGAGGCCAUCACGUAACGAUGGUGAGCCCUUAUAAUGAGCCAGAAAAGGUACCAAACUAUCGCAAGAUUACGGUUCCUAUGGAUCCGUGGGCUUCAGAUUUCACCAAAACCAUAUUUGAAAGUACAAACUCCCGCUUGGCAAUGAUGCAGCUAAUGCCGGAGAUGCUACGACUCAGUACUAUUCCAGUUAAUAAAACCCUCCGAUCGCAAGAAUUUCAAAGCCUCAUAAAAGAACCGGAAGGAUACGACCUACUAAUAACAGGCAUCAUGAGCGACGCUGUGUUUGGUGUGAGUCACAUACUGAAGUGUCCCAUUAUAAUCGUGUGUCCUAAUGCACCGAUGGCAAUCGUUAAUUCGAUGGUCGCGAACCCCACGCCAAUCUCCACCAUCCCGAACAUGAUGCUGGGUCUAACGAACCCAAUGUCAUUCGGACAAAGGUUGGCCAAUUUUGGCGGACUUUUGUUUGAGGAAUUUUUUGCUACCGUGUGGAAGUACUAUCAGCGUAAAGCUUACGAAGAGCUAUUUCCACCGGGUCAGUACCCUGCGUACGAUGAGCUCCGGAACAAUGUUUCGCUCGUGUUCGUUAAUCACCAUUUUACGAAAGGUUCUCCCCGACCGUAUGUGCCAACCAUGGUUGAGGUCGGAGGUUUACAGGUUAAGGAUAAACCCUCACCACUGCCUGAAGACAUCCGCCAGUGGAUUGAAGGGUCCGAUGAAGGAGUUAUCCUGUUUAGCCUGGGUACAAAUCUACUGAGCUCCUCAAUACCACCAGAACUGUUAAAUGCAAUUUUGGAAACGUUCCGCAACAUUAAGCAACGAGUCAUCUGGAAGUGGGAUACGCAUGUGAUGCCAAACAAGCCGGAUAAUGUCAUGUUGGUAGAGUGGCUACCGCAGGACGAUAUUCUUGCCCACCCUAAUGUACGACUGUUCAUCAUGCAUGGUGGAUUGGGUGGAAUUGCUGAGGCGUUGUUCCACGGUGUACCAAUAGUUGGAAUUCCGAUGUUUGGGGAUCAACCCGUGAAUCUAGCACAGGUGGAGAAAGAAGGCUGGGCCUACGUACUACAAUAUACCGAGCUCACAGUAGAAACGUUCUCAAAGGCAGUCACCGAGGUACUGCACAAUCCUCGCUAUCGGGAGAGUGUGAAAAGAAUAUCGCAGUUGUUCCGAGAUCGUCCACAAACUGCCAUGGACACUGCCAUCUUCUGGACGGAGUACGUAAUACGCCACAAGGGAGCAUACCAUUUAAGAUAUCCCGGUAUGGAUAUGAGCUUCGUGCAACGUCACUCAUUGGAUGUACUAGGGUUCGUAGCUUGUAUGACAAUUAUUAUCUUCAAGGUGAUAUCUCUCAGCUGUAGAUGGUGUUGUAGAAGAAGAGUGACUAAGUUAAAAAAGCAGUAAUU